AUGGCUGCGCCCCCAGCCCGCGUGGACACCGCCCCCUCGCCCCCUCGAGAUGCUCCGGGCCGGCCGGCAGAGAAGGGCGAGGCCGUGGGCGAGGAUCGCAGCAAUGCAGAAUCCUUGGACAGACUCCUCCCGGCCGUGGGCACGGGGCACACCCCCCGGAAGCGCACCACCAGCCAGUGCAAGUCCGAGCCACCCCUGCUGCGCACCAGCAAACGCACCAUCUACACGGCAGGGCGGCCGCCCUGGUACAACGAGCACGGCACACAGUCCAAGGAGGCCUUUGCCAUUGGCCUGGGAGGUGGCAGUGCCUCUGGAAAGACCACUGUGGCCAGAAUGAUCAUCGAGGCUCUGGAUGUGCCCUGGGUGGUCUUGCUGUCCAUGGACUCCUUCUACAAGGUGCUGACCCCGCAGCAGCAGGAGCAGGCCACUCACAACAACUUCAACUUCGACCACCCAGAUGCCUUUGACUUUGACCUCAUCAUCUCUACCCUCAAGAAGCUGAAGCAGGGGAAGAGCGUCAAGGUCCCCAUCUACGACUUCACCACCCACAGCCGGAAGAAGGACUGGAAAACGCUGUAUGGCGCAAACGUCAUUAUCUUUGAGGGCAUCAUGGCCUUUGCUGACAAGACACUGCUGCAGCUCCUGGACAUGAAAAUCUUCGUGGACACUGAUUCUGACAUCCGCCUGGUGCGGCGGCUGCGCAGGGACAUCAGUGAGCGAGGCCGGGACAUUGAGGGUGUCAUCAAGCAGUACAACAAGUUCGUCAAGCCUUCCUUUGACCAGUAUAUCCAGCCCACCAUGCGCUUAGCGGACAUCGUGGUGCCCAGAGGGAGCGGCAACACAGUGGCCAUUGACCUGAUAGUGCAGCACGUUCACAGCCAGCUGGAGGAGGUGAGCCAGCAGGCAGGGUCCCUGUCCCCACAGCCAGCUCUACUGCAUUCCCGCUUCCCUUCUACCGCCAUCUCCCCAGCAGCCUGCUCCCUCCCUCACACACCUUCACCAUCCUCUGCUGGUCCUGCUCUGUCCAGCUUUGUCCCCAAGCCCAGUACAACUCAGGCCAGAAGAUCAGGGUUUGUGCUGUGGCCCCACAGGGACAAGGAGACCAACAGAGAUGAGUUCAUCUUCUACUCCAAGAGGCUGAUGCGGCUGCUCAUCGAGCACGCGCUCUCCUUCCUGCCCUUCCAGGACUGUGUGGUGCAGACACCACAGGGGCAGGACUACGCGGGCAAGUGCUAUGCUGGGAAGCAGGUGCAUACUGGCGUAUCCAUCCUGCGCGCUGGUGAGACUAUGGAGCCUGCGCUGCGAGCCGUUUGCAAAGACGUCCGCAUCGGCACCAUCCUUAUCCAGACCAAUCAGCUCACGGGGGAGCCUGAGCUCCACUACCUGCGGCUGCCCAAGGACAUCAGUGAUGACCACGUGAUCCUGAUGGACUGCACGGUCUCCACAGGCGCUGCGGCCAUGAUGGCUGUGCGCGUCCUCCUGGACCAUGAUGUGCCAGAGGACAAGAUCUUUCUGCUGUCACUGCUCAUGGCGGAGAUGGGCGUGCACUCGGUGGCCUACGCGUUCCCACGCGUGAGAAUCAUCACCACGGCUGUGGACAAGCGAGUCAAUGACCUUUUCCGGAUCAUCCCAGGCAUCGGGAACUUUGGCGACCGCUACUUUGGGACAGAUGCAGUCCCUGAUGGCAGCGACGAGGAGGAAGUGGCCUCCAUGGGUUAGCUACCCAAGCUGAACCCACCCUAUCUCACCUGAUCUCCUCCUAUCUCCUGGCCCAAGAUUGCAGAGUAUAGAGGCGUUAACACACACAGCUGAUUCUAUGCAUUUUCUAAAAUAAAGCUUUAGAAAAAUGAA
Carlito syrichta (Philippine tarsier) is the source of this 1851-nucleotide messenger RNA. It is a transcript of the gene UCKL1, whose product is annotated as uridine-cytidine kinase 1 like 1. Gene Ontology annotation, molecular function: ATP binding; kinase activity. The coding region runs from base 1 to 1719 and encodes 572 amino acids. The record is from RefSeq and is a predicted model, not a curated record. The transcript is spliced from 14 exons. Lineage: Eukaryota; Metazoa; Chordata; Mammalia; Primates; Tarsiidae. Gene Ontology annotation, cellular component: cytoplasm.